AUGCCCAUUCCGUUCCUCACCAUCGGCCAGCCGGGCAACACCAUACAGUACGAGAACCGCACAGGUGUACGCUGUAUCAUCACCAAGGGCAACGACGUUUGCAUCAUCCACAUCGAGAAGGGCAAUUACUACAAGCUGCCAGGUGGUGGCGUUGAGGCUGAUGAUCCGAAUGAAAUCGUUGCCGCGGAGCGGGAGGCCCUGGAGGAGACCGGCUGCAAGGUGCGCGUCGCGCCAGACAUGCUCGCAAAGACUCUCGAGUACCGUGGUACCCUGAAGCAAGAGUCUCACGCGUACAUCUGCAAGGUUCUGGAAGAUACUGGAAAACCACAGCUCACGGAGGUCGAGGCAUCUGAGGGAUUGACUCACUCUUGGUGUCCAGCGGUGGACGCUCUGGAAAAGAUGAAGACCAUCGAGCCUGAGUCGGAGCCUGGCCACUUCAUCAAGAAGCGCGAUAUGUUCCUGCUUCAAUGCUUCUUUGAGUUUUAA
Molecule: messenger RNA, 486 nt
Organism: Fulvia fulva
Lineage: Eukaryota; Fungi; Ascomycota; Dothideomycetes; Mycosphaerellales; Mycosphaerellaceae
Exons: 3
Coding region: 1-486 (161 amino acids)
Source: RefSeq, a predicted model, not a curated record